This is a messenger RNA of Pieris napi, 4147 nucleotides long. RefSeq lists its product as uncharacterized. Gene Ontology annotation, molecular function: nucleic acid binding. The transcript is spliced from 2 exons. The coding region runs from base 270 to 4028 and encodes 1252 amino acids. Gene Ontology annotation, biological process: DNA integration. The record is from RefSeq and is a predicted model, not a curated record. Lineage: Eukaryota; Metazoa; Arthropoda; Insecta; Lepidoptera; Pieridae.
AUGAACUGGCUUUGUUAGUUCGUAAACGUGGUACAAUUAAAGCGCGAUUAACCGUGUUCAAAGAUUUUCUCGGGGUUAUCGAACAAAUUGAAAUCGAUAACAUUACGUCAAAAAAUAUAAGUGAUAUUAAUGUGAGACUAACCAAAAUAAAGGAAUUGUUUUCAGACUUUGAAAAGGUCCAAUCUGAAAUAGAAGAAUUAGAUCUAGAAAGUAAUUUAGAUAAACGGUUGAACGAGAGAAUCGAUAUUGAAGGCCAGUUCUUCGCGGUCAUGUCUAGUGCCCAGGAAAUAGUGUCAAAACGAGAUGAGCGAGUCGAGGCUGUCCAGCAUAGACUUUCUCUUGUAAGUAAUUCCAGUAAUACCAAUAAUAAUAGCCACUUAAAUAAUCAAAUUCGAUUGCCGACAAUAAAAUUACCAACUUUUGAUGGAAACUACUUGAAAUGGCUGGAAUUUAGAGACACUUUUGACUCGCUCAUCAAUGCAAAUGAUACUUUACCUGACAUUAGCAAAUUUCAUUACCUUAGGUCCUCACUAGAGGGUGGUGCCGUUGUCACGAUAAAAUCUAUUGAGUUUACGAGUGAAAAUUAUCUGGUUGCAUGGGAACUACUGUGUAACAGAUAUAAUAACAAAAACGUACUGAUUAAUAACCACCUCAAAUCGUUAUUCAGCCUUGAAUCUUUAAAUAGGGAGUCGCAUAGAUCACUCAGGUACAUUAUAGAUCAUGUUUCAAAGAAUUUGAGGGCUUUAAAUACGCUUGGUGAGCACACUGAUAAGUGGGAUAGUCUCGUAAUUUAUAUAGUAGUGCAAAAGCUAGAUAGUGUAACUAGCAUUAAGUGGGAAGAGUACAAAUUGAACCUUGGUGGGUCGAUAGAACUAGAAGAUUUUUACCAAUUUUUAAGACAACGUGCUGAUAUUUUAGAGACCGUCCAAGGCGGCUCUAGAGCAGUUCAGGUUAAUAGAAAUGAAAGGUUUGUUAGUAGUAAGGAACCAAGACACAUUAAAACUUUUUUCUCAUCUACGCCAAAUGGAUCAUGUUUUAUGUGUAAUGAGAAUCAUCGUGUGUAUAAAUGUGAUCAAUUUAAGAAUUUGAGUAUCGAAGCCAGGGAAGCAGAAGUUUCCAAACGCAAGCUCUGCUCCAAUUGUCUUCGUCCAGGGCAUUCCACUUCCAACUGUCGUCUCAGCUCCUGCAGAGCCUGUAACAAAAAGCAUAAUAGUUUAUUAUGUCAUAAUAAUAAUAGUGUCAAUAAAGUAUUGCAAAACGAAAGUCACUUGAACUUACAAACUAACGAGGUAAAACAAAACACUAACCAUGAAAAACAAAAUUUGAAUACUGUGGCUAGCACUAGCACUGUUCUGACCACACUUACCUCAUACUCGAGUAACAGCGAAGUCCUCCUGGGCACUGCAGUGGUUGAAGUCGUCGUUGAGCGUGACAACAGUACUUACCUGGCACGCGUUCUUUUGGACUGUGGAAGUCAAAGUUCGUUUGUCACAGAUAACCUGAAAAAUAAACUUAAAAUUAAAACUAAUAGUACUAAGUCACGGUGUAUAAGUGGACUGAACAAUUCAAUAUCUACAGCCACUGAAUAUUGUACAUUAAAAUUAAAGUCAAGAAUUAAUGCCUACACUACGGAUGUACAUUGUAUGAUUAUAUCAAAUAUUUCAGAAAACUUACCUAGUGUAGAAAUCGAUCCCGAGGAUUUAAACAUACCCAACAAUACUGCACUCGCCGAUCCAAACUUCCAUAAAAGUAACAAAGUUGAUAUAUUAAUUGGGUCCGAUGUAAUGUGGAAUAUUGUUAAGGGAGGUUGCCAGAUAUCAUUAGGUGAAAAUAAACCUAAGUUAAUUUAUUCGAAGUUUGGAUGGUUGGUUUCAGGGCCCAUGACUCUGGCCAUGCCAUCUGUGAAGUGUAACAAGAAAUCUGUAUGUCAUUUUAGUCAGGAAAUUAAAGACUCACUUUCUAAAUUUUGGGACUUGGAAAAUUUCAUAAUGCCAAAACGAUCAUUGUCAACAGAUGAACAAAUCUGUGAAGAUUCCUUUAAUGAAAAUACAAUUCGCUUACCGUCUGGUAGAUUCCAAGUAAAAAUGCCUUUGCGCGAGUCUCCUGAGGCUCUUGGAGACUCUUACUCACUUGCUAAGAGAUGUUUUUUAAAUUUGGAAAGGCGUUUUCAAAAGCAGCCGAAAUUAAAGGAAAUGUAUAGUGAUUUUAUACAUGAAAAUACCAACCCUAGUAAUCUAAAGCAAUUUGUUUACAAUCGAGUAAAUGAAAUUCAUGAACUGACUGACAAAUCUGCAUGGCAUCACAUUUCUACAGAAAUAAAUCCGGCAGACAUAGCUUCUCGAGGAGUCAGCCCUAGCAAGCUUCAAGAUUUAGAAUUAUGGUGGAGUGGCCCACCCUUUUUAAUGAAACCUAAAACGGAGUGGCCAAGCGCUCCUAUAGAAAAUGUUGAGCUUCCGGAGCUCAAAGUAUAUUCAUGUUGUGUGUCUGCUGAGCAUUCAUUUGAGUUUGAUAGGUUCUCGAAAUUUAAACGAAUGAUCCGGGUGGUAGGAUAUAUCUUAAGAUUUAUUCACAAUUGUAAAACAAAUAAGGAUUCGCGGCUAAGUGGUGAUCUGAGUAACGAUGAAAUAGAUAGGUCUACUCAGACCCUAAUCAAAACCUGCCAACAAGAUUCCUUUCCAAAUGAGGUGCAAUCAUUAAAAAACAAUAAAAAGAUACAUCAUAAAUCGAGGAUUUUGUCACUAAACCCUUACUUAGAUGAGCAUGAUUUGAUUAGGGUUGGAGGCAGAAUCCAAAACUCAAUCUGUGAGUAUUCUAAAAAACAUCCCAUUUUAUUAUGUGCACGUCAUAACUUUACGAAACUGUUGUUUAAGAAAGAACAUGUGCGUCAUAAACAUUGUGGGCCUGAAUUAUUACUUAGCAUUAUACGAGAUCAAUAUUGGCCCAUCGGGGGACGUAAUCUUGCACGCAGUACAUUUAGGAAAUGUAUCGUGUGUGUUCGUAUGCAGAGUAACUCAAUACAGCCUAUGAUGGGUAACUUACCCCCUCCUCGAGUCACUCUUACCUAUCCCUUCCUCGCGACAGGCGUAGACUUUGGCGGGCCCUUCUCAAUCGUAGACCGCAAGGGCAGAGGAUGUAAGAUAUCCAAAUGUUGGCUUAGUCUUUUUGUGUGUUUAAGCACUAAGGCAUUAACUUUGGAGGUGGUUAGUAGUCUGAGUACUGAAGCAUUUUUAAUGUGUUUGCGUAGAUUUAUAUCACGUCGUGGCAAGCCUCAUGAUAUUUAUUGUGACAAUGGCACCAACUUUGUGGGUGCAAAUAAUGAGCUAGGCAGAAUGUUGCAGGCAAGCCAAAGUUCUGUUAGUGCGGCUGCCCACGACGAGGGCAUUAAAUUUCAUUUUUCGCCCGCUUAUUCCCCUCACUGGAGGGGGCUGAACGAGGCUGGAAUCCGUUCAGCAAAGUUACUAAUGAAACGUGUAAUAGGAAAUGCGAACCUGACGUUCGAGGAGCUCACGACGCUAUUCACCCAGAUUGAAGCAAUUCUUAACUCCCGCCCGUUAACUCCCCUAACGUCAGACCCUUCCGAUGUUACUCCUCUGACUCCAGGGCACUUCCUUAUAGGCCGGCCGCUGACAGCUUUACCAGAACCACCUAUUUUAACAAAUUAUCCAAACAGAUACCAAAAAUUGGAACAGCUUAAGCGGCAUUUCUGGGACCGGUUUCAUAGGGAAUAUUUAAGUGAGCUGCAGCAGCGGACUAAGUGGCGAGAGCAGAGGGGAACACUCAAAGAGGGCGAUCUUGUUGUCAUCAAGGACGACAACCUUCCCCCAAUGCGAUGGCGCUUGGGACGAGUUAAGAAACUGUAUCCAGGGGCAGACGGCAUCACUCGAGUAGCCGAUUUCACGACCUCACGUGGCGUAAUCCAGAGGGCCUUAGGCAGGGUCUGUCUGCUACCAGCUAUCAACCCAGAGGACGAGUCUCUUGGUAACCAGGGUUCCCAAGGCGGGGAGCCUGUUCACGCGCACGGCACAUGAUCUGCGCCGGCGGGAGUGGGGCGCGGGCGCCGCGGCUGCGACCGACCGGCAGUUAUAAUCACGGACGCACGGCGCGCGACACUAAUAAGAAUUUUAUUUUAAUACAAAUUUAAAUCCAG